Molecule: messenger RNA, 1346 nt
Organism: Balaenoptera acutorostrata (minke whale)
Lineage: Eukaryota; Metazoa; Chordata; Mammalia; Artiodactyla; Balaenopteridae
Product: bone morphogenetic protein 8B
Exons: 7
Coding region: 1-1215 (404 amino acids)
Biological process (GO): SMAD protein signal transduction
Cellular component (GO): extracellular region
Molecular function (GO): growth factor activity; cytokine activity
Source: RefSeq, a predicted model, not a curated record
AUGGCCGCGCGCCCCGGGCCGCUCUGGCUGCUGGGCCUGGCGCUGUGCGCGCUGAGCGGCGGCGGCGCCUCGGGCCCGCGCCCCUCGCCCGGCUGCCCGCAACGGCGCCUGGGCCCGCGCGAGCGCCGCGACCUGCAGCGCGAGAUCCUGGCGGUGCUCGGGCUGCCCGGGCGGCCCCGGCCCCGCGCGCCGCCCUCCGCCGCCGCCCGGCUGCCCGCGUCCGCGCCGCUCUUCAUGCUGGACCUGUAUCGCGCCAUGGCCGGCGACGACGACGAGGACGGCGGGACCCCCGAGCGGCGCCUGGGCCGCGCCGACCUGGUCAUGAGCUUCGUCAACAUGGUGGAGCGGGACCGCACCCUGGGCCACCAGGAGCCCCAGUGGAAGGAGUUCCGCUUUGACCUGACCCAGAUCCCGGCGGGGGAGGCCGUCACGGCCGCGGAGUUCCGGAUUUACAAGCUGCCCAGUACCCACCUGCUCAACUGGACCCUCCACGUCAGCAUGUUUGAGGUGGUCCUGGAGCAGUCCAACAGGGAGUCUGACUUGUUCUUUUUGGAUCUUCAGACGCUCCGAUCUGGGGACGAGGGCUGGCUGGUGUUGGACGUGACAGCAGCCAGUGACCGCUGGCUCUUGAACCGUAACAAGGACCUGGGACUCCGCCUCUAUGUGGAAACAGAUGAUGGGCGCAGUGUGGAUCCUGGCCUGGCCGGUCUGCUGGGGCAACAGGCACCGCGCUCCAAACAGCCUUUCGUGGUCACCUUUUUCAGGGCGAGCCCCGGCCCCGUCCGAGCCCCUCGGGCGGUGAGGCCCCUGAAGAGGAGGCUGCCGAAAAGAACCAACGAGCUGCCGCCCCCAAACAAACUGCCGGGGAUCUUCGACGACGUCCACGGCUCCCACGGCCGACAGGUGUGCCGUCGGCAUGAGCUCUAUGUCAGCUUCCAGGACCUUGGCUGGCUGGACUGGGUCAUCGCCCCCCAAGGCUACUCAGCCUAUUACUGUGAAGGGGAGUGCUCCUUCCCACUGGACUCCUGCAUGAACGCCACCAACCACGCCAUCCUGCAGUCCCUGGUGCACCUGAUGAAGCCUGACGCGGUCCCCAAGGCGUGCUGCGCGCCCACCAAGCUGAGCGCCACCUCCGUGCUCUACUACGACAGCAGCAACAACGUCAUCCUGCGCAAGCACCGCAACAUGGUGGUCCGCGCCUGCGGCUGCCACUGAGGCCCCGCCCCGCCUGCUGCGCCGCCCCUCCCGGGUCAGCUCAACCCUCCGCAGGGGGCACCCCCAACGCCCUCACAGCUCAGGCAAGGCGGCAGCCAGGGCGCCCCUCUGCUGCCCACAUCCUGCCAGGG